CUCUUUUUCAAAAAAACAAACACCCCCUAAGCUAGUCUUUUUGGUUAUAAAUAUAUGUGUCUUGGCGACAGAAAGUUCCACACACAAAAAGAGUAGUCUUGUUUUUUCCAUUUAGCUAGCCAGCUAGUUUCAAGAUUGUCAUAACGAUUACUCAUUCUUUCUAGUGUUUUUUGGUUGUUGAAUUAAGUUAAGAGUUAGAAAAAUGGGAAGAGAAAUUGUGAAAGCAUCAGAAUCAGUUGAGGAGACAAACUUCAACUGGUCAUCAUCAUCAUCACCAUCAUCAUCAUCAUCAUCAUCAUCAUCAUCAACAACAACAUCUUCAUAUGAAGAACAUGAGAAUAAUAGGAUGCCAUUGUUGGCAUUGAACCAUGUUUCCUAUGUAUGCAAAUCUGUUGCUGCAUCUGCCCAAUUUUAUGAACAAGUCCUUGGUUUUGUCCUCAUCAAGAGACCUUCUUCCUUUGACUUUGAUGGUGCUUGGUUAUUCAACCACGGAAUUGGAAUACAUUUGUUAGGAAAAGAAGAUGCAGCAUCAAAGAAGGGGAAAAUAAAUCCAAAAGACAAUCACAUAUCAUUCCAAUGCACGGAUAUGGACCUUAUUAUUCAGAGAUUGGACGACAUGGAAAUUGAAUAUGUUACAGCUACUGUAAAAGAAGGUGGAGUUACUGUUGAUCAGCUCUUCUUUCAUGACCCAGAUGGCAACAUGAUUGAAAUUUGCAAUUGCCAAAAUUUACCUGUUCUUCCACUUUCCUCUUGCCCUCUCAAGAAGAUGUCUAGUCCAACUUUCGACCAAACAAUGUCAGAUCCAUUUUAUGGAAAUGGAACAACAAAUGCAAAGAUGAAUUGCUCUGGAGAAGUUGAAUCUCUUAUGAUGGAAAAUUUAGCUUUGGACAUGAUAGACAUUUCUUUUUGAAGUGAUCAAUGUAGCAGAAAAAAAGAAUGAUUUUUGCUCCUCAUUAGUAGCCCCCCUUUAUUUUUCAACCCAAAUAUAUUCCAUAAAAAUCCUUUUUUGUAUUAUUAUUAUUAUUAUUAUUAUGUCCAGAGAGGUGUGAUGAAGAGCAUAUAUAUAAAUAUAUUAUAUUAUUGUACUCUAGAAUUUGAGAUUAUGGCAUUAUGCUAAUGCAUGAUUGGUUGUCCAAGUCCAAAAAUAAAUGAUUGAAGGCAUGUUAUGUGUUCUUAUUAAGGAA
Molecule: messenger RNA, 1184 nt
Organism: Capsicum annuum
Lineage: Eukaryota; Viridiplantae; Streptophyta; Magnoliopsida; Solanales; Solanaceae
Product: glyoxylase I 4
Exons: 3
Coding region: 203-910 (235 amino acids)
Source: RefSeq, a predicted model, not a curated record